Messenger RNA from Anoplophora glabripennis (Asian longhorned beetle), 2267 nucleotides. RefSeq names its product poly(A) RNA polymerase, mitochondrial (gene MTPAP). Gene Ontology annotation, molecular function: poly(A) RNA polymerase activity. NCBI's taxonomy places the organism in Eukaryota, Metazoa, Arthropoda, Insecta, Coleoptera, Cerambycidae. The coding region runs from base 333 to 2159 and encodes 608 amino acids. Gene Ontology annotation, biological process: mitochondrial mRNA polyadenylation. The record is from RefSeq and is a predicted model, not a curated record. The transcript is spliced from 7 exons.
AAAUAUAGCAUUAUUAUUGAAACUGAAUUAUGUUCACUACAACAAACAAUUAGUAUUUAUCAGUUUCGACAAGUGGAAUUUGUUUUCUAAUUUUGUCAAAAAAAGGUUAAAAAUUUUUGAAGAGCAUUUUAAAUGUUCAGUUGCUGCAUUACAAUAAUCAUUAUAUCAUUCUACUAUUUAUUGAAGAAUGAAGAUUAUUUAGUAAAUGUAAUUGUAAAGAGGGAGUUUGGUUUAUUUAAUUAAUUAAUUAAAAAAAUACGACUGCACCGCAGCCCUUUUUAUUUUGGGUCGAACAGAAGACUAUUUCCUGUCUUAGUUCUUAGUUCCAAAAAAUGUACAAUUUUUUUUAUUGUUGUGCUUUUAAGUGGAGGUAUACGAAUUUAAAUAAUAUUUUAAACCACAGUUUAAAAAACUAUCAGUUUAAACAAGUAAGGGGUAUUCGAAGAUAUUCACAAGAAAGUAAGAAGGAUGUUAACACAUCAGAAAAUGAUAAAUUUAUACCUUUUUUGGAAAGGAUUGACUUGAAGCGAGCUGAAGCUAGAAGAAGUAUUCUGGUACAGGUACAGUCUGCCCUAUCGUAUAAAGAGUUGCACACCUAUUGCAGUUCAAUUGGCACAGUAAGAAAUAUGUUUCAUUAUACAACAGGAGUGGAGCCAAUGCAUUUUAUAAUAGUUGAGUUUUCUAAAGAAUCUGAUGUGACAAAUAUUUUAUCCACAAGUUCUUACGUUGAAGACAUUCAAGCAGUUCCCACACAGUCACAAUUUUUAUGGUUUAGGGCUUGCAACAGAAAAUUAGGAAAAUUAAAACAAAGUAAAUCAGCCAAACUUUCCACUGAAAAUGGUACCGAAAUAGUUAUGGAGAAUGUGGUUAGAGAUAAAUUAAAAGAAUGUGAAAGUAUGUCGGAACAAAUGAAGAUAUUACAUAGUAUAACCAAAUUGAACGAUGUCGGAAGUAGGUUAAGAUUUCUAACAGCAAGACAAAUCGAAAGUACGUUUUCCAGCAUGUUUCCUUACGUCUGUGUGUAUCCAUUUGGCUCCUCUGUAAAUGGAUACGGAAGGAUGGGUUGUGAUUUGGAUCUUGUACUUCGACUUCUUGAUAAAAAAGAUAACGCGGAAAGUAGGCUUGUAUUCCACAGCAAGGCACCUUCUGGUUCAGAAAGAAGCACAAAUCAAAGACAUAUGGAAGCGAUUGGAGAUUUAAUUCAUUUAUUCCUUCCCGGCUGUUCACAAGUACGCAGGAUACUGCAAGCUAGGGUGCCCAUUAUCAAGUACCAUCAACAGCUGACUGAUGUUGAAUGUGAUUUAUCAAUGGCAAAUAUGAGCGGUGUUCACAUGUCCGACUUCCUGUACAUAAUGGGAGAAUUAGACGACAGAGUACGACCUCUAGUUUUCACUAUACGAAAAUGGGCAAAAGAGGUGGGCCUGACGAAUGCCUCGCCGGGUAGGUGGAUGACAAAUUUUUCGUUGACCCUACUAGUUCUGGCUUUUCUUCAGAAGCCGCCACAUUCUCCACCAGUGCUGCCAUCUCUGAAUACUUUAGUAAAAUUGGCAGGGUCAAGUGACAAAUACAUCACGGAAGAUGGCGUAAACUGUUCAUUUUUAAGAGACUUAAACAAAUUUAAAGCCAAAACGAAAAAUAUCGAGACGCUGGAGUCUUUACUUUCAGAGUUCUUUGAGUAUUACUCUCAAUUCGACUUUACAGCAAAAGCAGUAUGUCUAAAUGAAGCAGUAGCCCUCACAAAGCCAGAAUUCAGUGCUAUGUACAUCAUAAAUCCUUUGGAGAGAGGGUUGAACGUUAGCAAGAAUGUCAGUAUAGAAGAAGUGGAAAGGUUCAAAGAGGAAUCAAGGAAUGCAGCUUGGAUGUUGGAAUCCCAAGAGAGCAAAACGUCGAACUGGGGACUACUGUCCAUUUUUGAGAAUCGGAAAAAAAUCAAUUACAAAUUUAAUUUUUCUUUGGCUUCGAAACAGUCAAGAUUGAUGAACGUCAGGACUCUAUUCGACGAGGAUAAGGAAGAAGAGGAAGAACACGCUCAAAAGCUCAAAGAGAUGCAAUUUAAAAAUGAAGCCAUUAAACAAGAAAUUAAGGAAAUUAAAAAGGAAACACAGGAUAAUGUCAAAUCUCUGGAGAACAGUAUAAAAAGGCAGAAAAGUCGAAGGUAGCGUCGGUAAAUUUUAAAAGAAACGAUUACUUUAUAAAUCUUUAUUGUUUAAUCUUGUUAUACUAUAAGGGAUUAUAAAAAUCAAGAAAUAUAAUUUUUUUAGACUCGA